AUGAAGAUACUUCUUUAUACUGAUUCUUUCUUUCUUUCUUUCUUUCUUUCUUUCUUUCUUUCUUUCUUUCUUUCUUUCUUUCACACGAAUAUAUUGAUUUCUUCCUUUCGCUCGAAUAUACUGAUUAUUUUUUGUUUGUUUGUUUCUUUCUUUCUUUCUUUCUGUCUUUCUUUUCGCCUUUCCAUACUCUUUUCGUUGGGCCAUGAAUCAUUGAUUGCCCAUUUAUUCCUUCAUCUCGUUACUUUCUUUUUCCUUUUUUUUCCUUUCAUAUAUUCGUUCCUUCGUUCGAUUCUUUAUUUCUUUUCUUUUCUUUGUUUGCUCGUUCGUUUGUUUGCCUCUUCUUUCCUUUAUAGAUUUCUCUUUUUCGUCAUUUGUUCUUUCUUUUUUUUUCUUAUACUCCACCAUUUUUCCUUUAAGUUUUUAGAUUCGUUUUUUUCAUUUUCUUUGUUUAUUAGUUUCUUUUUUUCGUUCGUUUUUCUUUUUUUUCUUUCGUUUUUCUUUUUUUUCUUUCGUUCUUUCUUUGUGCAUUUUUAUCUUUCUCCAUUUCUUGGUUCCAGAUACCAUAUUUUGCUUUUUUUUUUCAACUUGAAUGUUUACGUUAUUCGUUCUUCCUCUCUUGUUUUCAUCCUUCCCUCCAUCCUUCCUUCAUAUAUCCCUUCCUUCUUUUUCUCAUACCUUUGUUUAUUUAAAUCUUUCUUUCUUUCUUUCUUUCUUUUUAAUUUUUCUCCUUCUUCAUUUUUAUUGAUUCAUUUCUUCAUCCAAAUUCAUUAUUUUGCUUUUUCUUUUCUUUCACCUUGCAUAUUUCCUUCCUUCCUUCCUUCCUUCCUUCCUUCCUUCCUUCCUUUUCCUACAUGUUUUGGAUUUCACUUUUUUUUUACCACCUUUAUUUUUUUCUCCCUUUUUAUACAUUCUUCUUUCUUUUCUUCGUUUCCUUUUCUAGAUUCGUUUAUUUAA
Molecule: messenger RNA, 954 nt
Organism: Acanthosepion pharaonis
Lineage: Eukaryota; Metazoa; Mollusca; Cephalopoda; Sepiida; Sepiidae
Source: the annotation of a GenBank genome assembly